AUGCUUGUGAACGAUGUUGAGUUGCACGUACCCUGGAUGAACUACCGCAAGAUGACAGGGAAAGAGCACACGAUUUUGUCAAUAAGGACGGGUGGCUUCCUCAUGCUGCAAACCGGGCAGGAGCCAAAACGGGGACACUGCACGCUCGACGAUGAAGAUAGGAAACCAACAUCACGCGUACCCAAGAAGGGCAAACAAGUGCGUUGCGACUGGGCUUCCAGAGACGGCAUCGUUGUUGCAGAGUAA
Messenger RNA from Eimeria tenella, 246 nucleotides. RefSeq lists its product as uncharacterized. The record is from RefSeq and is a predicted model, not a curated record. The coding region runs from base 1 to 246 and encodes 81 amino acids. The transcript has 2 exons. Lineage: Eukaryota; Apicomplexa; Conoidasida; Eucoccidiorida; Eimeriidae.